AUGGCGACACUGUCCCAGGAGCCACCGACAGAAGCCGACUUUGGACCCAUCCUCGCGACCGAGGAGAAUGUCGAGAGUCUCUUGGCCUUGACGCACUCGCAUCCUCGGCUGCAAAAGGCCGGCUACGUCCUCUGGCAGCUCGGCCAGUCCGACCUCGACAAGAAGAAGCGAUGCGAGCGAUGUACCAAAGUCAUUCGUAAAGGCCGCGAGCGGCACAAGUCGAGGGCGGAGAGCGUCAAGGUUUCCCCGGGCGUAGCGCAGCAAAUUUCCGCCGAUGCCUACCCGCGUCCGGGCAGAGGGCCGGGACAGGCGAGCGUGCCGGCGCACAUGAGGUCCAUGUCAACGCAGGCUGGCCCCGCGGUUGCCGACAUGGCCGGCAUGAUGCGUGACAUGAAGCUGGAACCCCCAGACGGCAAGAACCGUGGUCCACCGAUGGAUUGCAAAUAUCAUCCCGGCCGAAUCCAGUCCAGGCUAUGGACCUGCUGCGGCCGCAGUAUCACCGGCGCGCCAUGCGCCGCUGAGCAAUCCCAUACCACGCGCGUCUACCGCCGCGACGAGCUCGAGCGCAAUUGGGCCUACUUUUCCACGCCGCCCGCCUCUCCCACUUCCUCGCAGGACCACGUCGCCGCCGUGGCGCUCGACUGCGAGAUGGGGACGGCCGCGUCUGGCGAGUCGGAGCUCAUCCGCGUGUCCGCCGUUGACCUCUUCACGCGGCGCGUGCUCGUUGACAGCCUUGUGUGGCCCGACGUUCGCAUGGCGCACUACAACACGCGCUUCUCGGGCGUGUCGCGGCGGGCUAUGGACGCGGCGCGGCGGGCCAGGCGUACGCUUGCGGGGCGUACCGCCGCCCGGGAAGCCCUCUGGCGGUUCGUCGGCCCGAACACGGUCGUCGUCGGGCACUCGGCCAACUCGGACCUCAACGCGCUGCGCUGGAUUCAUCCGCUGGUGGUGGACACGCUGUUGCUGGAGAUGCGCAUCCAGGAGCGGCCGCAGAGCAAAAACGAAGAGUGCGGGGAGGAGGGAGAGGAGGGGGAACAGCAGCAGCAGCAGCAGCAGCAGGUGGUGGUCAACCUAGACAAGGCCAAGUAUCCCGGGCUUUCGCUCAAGGCUCUGGCAAAGGAGCGGCUGAAGCGCGAGAUUCAGAACCAGGCGCAGGGUCACGACAGUCUGGAGGAUGCGCUCGCGACGCGGGAUCUUUGCCUGUGGCACAUGAUCAACAAGCCCGAGCCUCCCAUCUUCUCUUGA
Beauveria bassiana ARSEF 2860 is the source of this 1245-nucleotide messenger RNA. Its product is annotated as RNA exonuclease. Gene Ontology annotation, molecular function: exonuclease activity; nucleic acid binding. Lineage: Eukaryota; Fungi; Ascomycota; Sordariomycetes; Hypocreales; Cordycipitaceae. The record is from RefSeq and is a predicted model, not a curated record. Gene Ontology annotation, biological process: ribosomal large subunit assembly; rRNA processing. The coding region runs from base 1 to 1245 and encodes 414 amino acids. The transcript is spliced from 3 exons. Gene Ontology annotation, cellular component: nucleus.